Molecule: messenger RNA, 2087 nt
Organism: Quercus lobata
Lineage: Eukaryota; Viridiplantae; Streptophyta; Magnoliopsida; Fagales; Fagaceae
Product: protein JINGUBANG-like
Exons: 1
Coding region: 122-1582 (486 amino acids)
Molecular function (GO): protein binding
Source: RefSeq, a predicted model, not a curated record
AUCUCAAAUCUCUAUUACCUCACAAAAUUUUUUACACACAUUCAUUCAUUAUUUUUCCUCCAAUUUCUCUCUCAAAUUCUCACCAACCAAACACAAACUUUCCCAUCUAAUUGAUCCAAGAAUGACAAACGACAGAGGUGGCACCGUUGUUAUGGAGCCAACAGGCACUCUAGGCCGACCAAAGCUAGGAUCUCUGUUACAUUCAGAUCCGGCUUUGUUGUCAUCAAACAAAUUCGACGACGACAAUUACAACACCGACAAUAAUCAAAGUCAAAAUAGCAACGAUAAUUUAGAGUACUCACGCCGGCCCAGUUUGUCCUCUGCAGCAACGAGUCCCGGAAACUACGAAAGUACUUCUGGUUCCUCGCCGUACAAUGUCAUGUCUCCCUGGAACCCAUCCUCGCCUAUGAACAAGUCCCCAUGGAUAUCUCCUUCGCCCUUCGCUAAUUUCUUCGAGGGUCUUCCUCGGAUUAACGGUCUCAUAGGCUCGCUCGUACGAGAAGAAGGUCACAUAUAUUCUCUAGCGGUGUCCGGUGAUUUGUUGUACACAGGUUCGGACAGCAAGAACAUACGUGUUUGGAAAAACAUGAAGGAGUUUUCUGGGUUUAAAUCGAACAGUGGGUUAGUGAAAACCAUUGUUAUAUGUGGGGACAGGAUUUUCACUGGUCACCAAGACGGUAAAAUCCGAAUCUGGAAGUUUUCGCAGAAUGGCCCCGUUAGUUUCAAACGUAUUGGAAGCUUGCCCACGUUUAAAGACGUCGUGAAAAGCUCGUGGAACCCGAAAAACUACGUGGAAGUUCGGAGAAACCGCAACGUUGUUUUUAUCAAACACUUCGACGCUGUUUCAUGCAUGAGCUUGAACGAGGAUUUGGGUUUGUUGUACUCAGGCUCGUGGGACAAAACGUUGAAAGUGUGGCGCGUAGCGAAUUCGAAGUGCUUAGAGUCAAUCCCAGCUCACGACGAUGCAGUAAACGCCGUCGUUUCCGGGUUCGAUUCGCUGGUUUUCACAGGCUCUGCAGAUGGGACGGUGAAGAUGUGGAAGAGAGAGUUGCAAGGGAAAGGGACGAAGCAUUUUCUGGUGCAGGUUUUGUUGAAGCAAGAGAACGCGGUUACAUCAUUGGCUGUGACUCAAUCAUCGUUUUCUGGUGGUGCUGACGUGGUGUAUUGUGGUUCGUCUGAUGGGCUUGUGAAUUUCUGGGAGCGUGAAAAGCACUUGUCCCAUGGUGGGGUCCUUAGGGGUCACAAGGUUGCGGUGCUGUGCCUUGCUACGGCGGGGAACCUUUUGUUCAGUGGGUCCGCUGACAAGAAUAUUUGCGUGUGGAGGAGGGAGGCCGGUGGUGCCCAUGUUUGUCUUUCGGUUCUGACGGGUCAUAAUGGACCCGUUAAGUGCUUGACGGUUGAGGAGGAUUGUGAUAAUCAAGAUGAUGGUGAUCAACGGUGGAUAGUGUAUAGUGGGAGCUUGGAUAAGUCGGUGAAAGUGUGGCGCGUGUCAGAACAGGCACCGGAUUUGAAGCAAAUGAGAGCGAGUUUUUCCUAUUCUAAUUCGCCUAACCUAAAUAGGAAAAACAACCAUCAAUUUUAAAAAGAGGGUGAAAGUAAAAAAAUUAAAAAUUAAAAAGGUUAUAACAGUGAUGAUCUGUACAGUUACAAUAACUUUACAAGAAAAAAGAUGAGGAGCAUAGGAGAUGUGAGUGGUUUGGGGGGCACUUGAUAAUUUCCUCACAAGAUGAUGAUUGAGUAAGCAAUUGGUUGGUCAUGUAAUGUAAUGAGAUUUUGCCACUUGAAAUGAGCUGGUGAGAAAGGUGAAGAUUCUUUGCAACUUUGUGGCUACAAGAUUUGCCUUGCGAGAUUGGUUGUCUACUUGUCCACAUGUCUCGUGUUAUAUAUUGUACAGAGAAUUUUGAUCCAAAGAAUAUGCACUUCAAAUUAAAUGAUAAACCAAUGUAUAGAAAGGUGUUUUUAUCAGCAUUUUAUGCCUUUUUGCUUUUGGUCUUUAUGUGUUUUAAGGUUUCUAAGAGAGGAUUGAAUUCUGGUUUUUAAUAAGAGCUGUAAAUAUUAUUGUUUAUGUAUUUUCUUCCGGGACUGUA